GAAAUAAUAGAGUAUUUUAGAUACUUUAUUCGAGAUUAAGUUCGGGUUUAGUAUGAAUGUUCUUUUGAAAUUUUAAUUUUUUUUGAAUUUUUUCAGAUAUUCAUUCGAAUUCGGAUUCGGUCGAGGUAAAAUCCAUAACUCAAAUACCAUAGAACAAAUUGUAUUUGGUAUUUAUGUUGGAUUUAGUUUGGUUCAGAUUCAUUUACGGGGUCAAAUUUGAUUUGAUUUUUCGGUCUUUUAAACCACCCUUACUCAAAACUAUUUUUUAUUAUUGUACUUUUCAUUAUCAUUAUUUCAUCUAUACAAAAUUAAAUUUGUUUUUCAUUGUGAACAAAAAAAAUCGUUUGCAUGUCGGCACUAACUAUAAUUUUUGUUUCAUUGUCGCAAAUUCUUGCGAUUAGUCAUAUCGAUUUAUUGCAUUCCAGAAUAUUUUAAAUUUUUAGUCACUACUUUUUCUAACAAUUUAAAAUUGUAACUUAACUAGUCGCGCGAUCAAGUCACACAACAUCAAAACAAACAACAACAGAUGUCCUACGAUUGAUUGCCAGAACAAGCAAACACAUGUAUCUUCUAGCUAUUUUUUUUGUUUGAGAAAGAUGUCUUCUAUAUUUUUGUAUUAGAGAUAUCAAUCUUCCAGCCGUAAGAGUAUGUCUUGCUGGUUAAUACUUCUAAUUUUAAGAGUUAGGUUGUUCUAAGCUCACAUUUGAUACAUCAUAAGAUAUAUAUGUGUGGUUAAAUCAGGACUCUAGUAAAAAAUAUCAAUUUUUAUCAACCGCUAGAUCAAUGAAUCACAAAUUCAUUUUUAUAAAUCAUAUAUUAUACUAUAUAUAUAUAUAUCAUUCAGAUCAAUUUUCAUGUAAGUUUAGUAAAAUAGUUUAUGGAUUUAGAUGUAAGCUUAUCUAUUCGUUUAGUUUUGACUCGAGUUAGAUAUUACAUGUCUAGCAAAAUUGAAACUUAAUACAAUUUGACCUGUCCACUCACUAUCUAUUGGCUCAUAGAAAAAAUCUUAUUUUUCUAGUUAAGUAUAUUUGUUACCUGCUUUUCUUGUUAAUUCAAAGCUUAGCCAGAUAUUUGUUUUUUUUUGACUUUCCUAUUUUUCUAAUUAACUUUAUUUGUUACUUUUCUUAUUAAUUCAAAGCUUAUCCUAAAAUAUUUGGUUAGAUUUAGUUUUAGCUAAUGAUAUCUUGAUGUAGGAGUAAUGUAUAUUAAACUAUUAAUGUAACUUUAUAAAAACAGUUUGGGACUUUUGUUUGGUAAAAUGCUUUACAUAACAACAUUUAUAUAUACAUGAAAUAUUAAAAAAAAACAUUUUAAAUAUCUUUUGUAACAAAAUUAAAACAUGCAAUAAAAUCCAAUGUUACAACAACUUGUUACGUUCAUCGUGAAUGUAAUACAAAACUUCACAAUAAUUUAAUUUUGAAUGCAAUACAACAACUCUUUAAUAAUUUAAUUUUCAUCAGGAAGGUUUUCCAUUAAAUAAAUUAUGUAUUAUGAGAAAAAAAUUAAGGAAAUAAAAAGGACAAUCAAAAACAGGAAACUCAAAUCUUUUCCGUGUUCUUAUAUGACACCGAGUCAUAUUAGAACUCUAAUGUCAAAAGUCAAAGUAACUCCUAGUUAGGUUUUGGUGCACCUAUUCCCGUUUAAUCUUGGACUUUGUUUAACAAGAAAAUAAACCACACACACAUAUAAAUAUGGAUGUCUCCACAAACAUCUUAUUCUUACAUUAAAUUCGAUCUUGAGAUUUGGAAAAAGAAGAUGAUUUCGCAGAAGACGAUAGCUUCGUGGAUGAUAUGUUUCCUUCUGUUGCUUCUUCUUCCGAUAGCUUUUUCUGAGCCGACAAGAAACUUAAAGGGAACAAAUGCAAGAGCUCCAACAGUGCAGCAGAUAAGAAACAAAGAGGUGAUAGUGGACAAUGGAAUUGUGAGAGUGACUUUCUCGAAUCCUGAAGGAUUAAUAACUGGGAUCAAAUACAAUGAAAUCGGCAAUGUUCUUAAUCCACAUCUCCGAGCUCGAGGGUACUGGGACAUAACAUGGCAAACAGAAAACAACAGUCUCCCAAAGUUGGACAGAAUCGAAGGAACCAACUUUAGAAUCAUAACUCAAAACGAAGAACAAGUGGAGAUUUCUUUCUCCCGAACAUGGAAUGGUGGUUCUGAUCAUAUUCCAUUAAACGUAGACAAGAGGUAUAUUAUACGAACAAAUACUUCAGGAAUCUACACUUAUGGAAUUUUUGAGAGACAACCCGAAUGGCCAGAAGUGGAGAUGGCUCAAAUUCGAGUCGCAUUUAAACUCAACCCUGAUAGAUUCCAUUACAUGGUGGUGGCGGAUAAUCGGCAAAGACAAAUGCCAACAGACGAUGACCGUGACAUUAACAGUGGCCGUGCCAAGCCCCUUGCGUACAAAGAGGCUGUACAAUUGACUAAUCCUCAUAACCAAAUGUUCAAAAACCAGGUGGAUGAUAAAUACCAGUACUCCUGUGAGGUCAAGGACAACAAGGUGCAUGGUUGGAUAUCGACCAACUCCAAUGUUGGUUUCUGGCUCAUCUCACCGAGCGGUGAAUACCGCUCUGGUGGACCGGUCAAACAGGAGCUCACGUCUCACGUCGGUCCCACGACCCUCACGACCUUUAUAAGCCAGCAUUAUGUUGGUCCGGACAUGGAGACAUGGUACAAAACUGGUGAAGCGUGGAAAAAGGUCUUGGGACCUGUAUUCAUCUACUUAAACUCUGAUUCCACCCGCAAUAAUCUACAACAUUUGUUAUGGGAAGAUGCUAAACGACAGACCGAACAAGAAGUUGAAGCAUGGCCGUACGGUUUUGUAGCGUCCUCUGACUUUCCUACUCGUCAAGAAAGAGGAACCAUUACCGGUCGACUCUUUGUCAACGACAGGUUCUUGGCUCCGGCAGGAUAUGCAUACAUCGGUUUAGCACCGCCAGGAGAAGCUGGUUCAUGGCAAACAAAUACUAAGGGAUACCAAUUUUGGACACAGACCAACGAAACCGGCUAUUUCACCAUUGAUAACGUUAGACCGGGAACGUAUAAUCUAUACGGAUGGGUUCAUGGUUUUAUCGGAGACUUCAAAUACCAAAACCUAGUUAACGUAGCUGCAGGUUCAGAGAUAAGUCUUGAUAGAGUUGUGUUCCAGCCUCCUAGGAAUGGUCCAACGUUAUGGGAGAUUGGUGUACCGGACCGAACCGCCAGAGAAUACUUUGUACCGGAACCAUACGAGAAUACAAUGAACCCGUUAUACUUAAACCACACUGACAAGUUUAGGCAGUAUGGGUUAUGGCAACGUUACACGGAGUUAUAUCCAAACCAUGAUCUCGUCUACACAGUUGGAGUUAGUAACUAUAGUCAAGACUGGUUCUACGCUCACGUCACAAGGAACAUUGGUGGUUCGACCUAUGUACCAGCGACAUGGCAGAUUGUUUUUGAACUUCCAUAUGUGAACUGGCGAGGUAGCUACACAUUGCAAAUAGCUUUAGCUUCGGCUGCACGGGCUAACUUAAAAGUACGGUUCAACAACGAAUACUCUCGGCCAUUGUUAUCUGCGGGUGUCGGAAGAGAUAAUGCUAUAGCAAGACAUGGAAUCCAUGGAGCCUACCAUCUUUAUAGCAUUGAUGUACCUGGAAGGUUACUAAGAACCGGGACCAACACAAUCUAUCUACGUCAGUCUAAAGCGGUGGGGCCGUUUGAAGGUCUUAUGUAUGAUUACAUUCGUCUUGAAGAGCCUUCUACAGCUUAGAUUCAUACUAGACAUUAUAUAAUAUUUGAUUUUUUUUCA
Messenger RNA from Brassica rapa (field mustard), 3783 nucleotides. RefSeq names its product rhamnogalacturonate lyase. Gene Ontology annotation, biological process: carbohydrate metabolic process. NCBI's taxonomy places the organism in Eukaryota, Viridiplantae, Streptophyta, Magnoliopsida, Brassicales, Brassicaceae. The record is from RefSeq and is a predicted model, not a curated record. Gene Ontology annotation, molecular function: catalytic activity; carbohydrate binding.